UCAGGACAACAGAACUUGCACUUCAUCUGACAAGAUGACACUUGGGGCCCAGAGCGCCAGCGAGCAGUACUGGAAUCGCGUGGCUCUGCGGAGAUCCAGUAAUAUCGAGGAGACGGGUCCAAUAGUUUGGCACUUGGCUCUCUGCUUGCUGCUGAGCUCCAUCCUUGUUGCUGCAGUACUCAUCAAAGGAAUCAAGUCAUCGGGAAAAGUUAUGUAUUUCACCUCUUUGUUCCCGUAUGUGGCGCUUGUGAUCCUGCUGAUCAGAGGCGCGACACUCGAAGGAGCCAGAGAUGGCAUAGAUUUCUACAUUGGCACUAACUCCAACCUAACAAAACUGACAGAAGCAGAGGUCUGGAAAGACGCGGCAACUCAGACGGCGUUUUCUCUCUCGAUUGCUGGUGGGGGACUUAUAACUCUUGCUUCUUAUGGCAAGUUCCACAACAAUAUGUUCAUCGACUCUAUGGCUAUAAGCUUCAUCAACCAUGCAACAAGUAUCUUAGCAGGCUUUUCCAUCUUUUCCAUUUUGGGUCACAUGUCCUACAUCUACCAAGUUCCUAUUGACGAAGUGGUGAACGACGGAUUCGGCCUGGCGUUCAUUACAUAUGCAGAAGCCCUGACCAAGCUUCCCAUUUCCACUUUUUGGUCAAUCAUCUUCUUUUUCAUGAUAUUGUCAUUGGGCCUGGACUCUCAGUUCACAAAUUUAGAGGUGGUCUCCACCAGCAUCACUGAUGCCUUCCCGAAAUCAAAGCGGGCCUACGUAAGCUUUGGUUGUUCCUGUAUCGUCUUUUUAUUAGGCCUGCCAUUAGUCACAGAGGUGCGCGGGAAUAUAUGGGUCAGUCUAAUGGAUGCCUUUAUUGCAAAUUGGGUACUGCUUGUUUUGGCUCUGAUGGAGCUCAUUGGCUUCAUCUACAUAUAUGGUAUGAACCGAUUAAUUGAGGACAUUGAGAUGAUGAUUGGGAAAAAGAGCGUCUGGUUCUGGCUAUGGUGGAAAGCAUGUUGGUUCGUUAUCAGCCCAUGUAUCCUGUUGGCCAUCCUGGUGUGGUCUCUUAAGUCUUUUGAGGCCCCCAACUAUGGAGGAGUAAAGCUCCCAUCUUGGGCGGUGGCAUUGGGUUGGUGCCUUGCUGCUCUACCACUCGUAUGUAUCCUCAUCACUGCAGUUUAUAAGCUGAGCAGAGCAGAAGGAAAUCUUUGGAAGCGCAUAAAGUCACUGUGCUACCCUUCGGAGGAAUGGCACCCUUUUCUGGACAUCCAUCGAGGAGAAUGCUAUUCGGAGGAAAACCGCAGGAAAAAAGCCUCAAAAACAACAGAUGGUGAACAAAUGUCAAUGGCGGUGUUCAGUAGUAUGUGACAAUACGGAAACGUGACACUAUUUAUGAAAUUUGAACUUGAAGUGAAAAGAUGAACAUUUCUACACCCUUCCUUUCUUAUCACUGAAUUAAAAUAUGGCAGCAGAAUACGUGACAAAAGGAGACAUGCAUUUCAAGACUACACCUCAUAUUCAUGUCUAUAUAUACAGUUGUUGGAUCAUAAUUACAUCAGGUACUAUGCAGUGAAAUAAAAAAAUCCAUUCAUCCAUAAUUAUGCAAUUUUCUCCACUUGCUUCAAGUGCACUUAUGUAUGCAAUCACAGCCAUAUAACUCUUUC
Messenger RNA from Syngnathus acus (greater pipefish), 1644 nucleotides. RefSeq names its product sodium- and chloride-dependent neutral and basic amino acid transporter B(0+)-like. The transcript is spliced from 11 exons. The record is from RefSeq and is a predicted model, not a curated record. Gene Ontology annotation, molecular function: L-proline transmembrane transporter activity. Lineage: Eukaryota; Metazoa; Chordata; Actinopteri; Syngnathiformes; Syngnathidae. The coding region runs from base 35 to 1348 and encodes 437 amino acids. Gene Ontology annotation, biological process: sodium ion transmembrane transport. Gene Ontology annotation, cellular component: membrane.